This is a messenger RNA of Venustampulla echinocandica, 900 nucleotides long. Its product is annotated as putative SEC13-protein transport protein. The transcript has 3 exons. The record is from RefSeq and is a predicted model, not a curated record. Gene Ontology annotation, molecular function: structural molecule activity; protein binding. Gene Ontology annotation, cellular component: COPII vesicle coat; nuclear pore outer ring. The coding region runs from base 1 to 900 and encodes 299 amino acids. Gene Ontology annotation, biological process: COPII-coated vesicle budding; protein import into nucleus; positive regulation of TOR signaling. Lineage: Eukaryota; Fungi; Ascomycota; Leotiomycetes; Helotiales; Pleuroascaceae.
AUGGCACAAGUUAUCUCCAAUUCCGGUCACGAUGACAUGAUUCACGAUGCAGUACUGGAUUACUACGGUCGCCGCCUGGCAACAUGUUCAUCCGAUCGCACCGUCAAGAUCUUUGAAGUGGAAGGGGAAUCGCACCGGUUGACAGAAACAUUAAAAGGACACGAAGGAGCAGUCUGGUCCGUCUCCUGGGCCCACCCCAAAUACGGUAACAUCCUUGCCUCCGCAGGCUACGAUGGCAAAGUUUUUAUCUGGCGCGAACAAGGCAGCACCUGGACCAAGGUCUUCGACUUCGCCCUGCACACCGCAUCCGUUAACAUCAUCUCUUGGUCCCCUCACGAGUCCGGCUGCCUGCUCGCAUGCGCCUCCUCGGACGGCAGCGUCAGCGUCCUAGAAUUCAAGGAUAACUCCAUGGAUCAUAAGAUUUUCCCAGCUCACGGUAUUGGUGUCAACUCGGUAUCGUGGGCUCCGAGCAGCGCGCCGGGGAGCUUGGUUAGCAGUUCGGGUGGGCAGGGGGGCGUCAGACGUUUUGUGACUGGUGGAAGUGAUAAUGUGUUGAGGAUUUGGAGUUACGAUCAGGCCUCGCAAAGCUAUAAGCAAGACGGGGAGCCAUUGACGGGACAUACCGAUUGGGUACGUGACGUAGCAUGGAGCCCUACAGUACUGCAAAAGAGCUACAUUGCUUCAGCUAGCCAGGACAAGACGGUGCGUAUCUGGACGAGUGAUCCUAGUAAUCCUGGCUUGUGGAACAGCAAGGUGUUGCAGUUUGAACAUGUCCUAUGGAGAGUGAGCUGGAGCUUGAGCGGGAAUGUGCUGGCUGUGAGCGCUGGGGAUAAUAAAGUUAGUCUGUGGAAGGAGAAUCUGAAGGGCGACUGGGAGUGUGUGAAGAAUAUCGAGGAAUAA